AUGGCAACAUGGCCGCUAGCAACGAGUGCUCACGUCGCGGGCUUGAAUCCGGUGCGAGGCGGUGCAGGCUGCUGUCGAGUUGAGUCGCACCGAGGCGAGGGAGAGAAUACUGCUUUACGGCAGAUGACGCCGGUGCAACACGAGGCCGUGGAGAGUCUGACACACACGACUCCCUUCAGUGCAUACACACACACAUGUGAGUUGACAGGACACGCUAGUCCUCGAAACACAAUCCACCAAAAAUCUGUCCUGGCUGGUAAGACAGCGUCGAUUGAGCAGGAAAUUCGAGUGCCACUCGGUCCGACUGCAGCGUCGGGUCCCAAGUCGUGUCAAACACACGGUCGGAUCUUUGCUGUGAUUGGUCAAACCCGCAGCAGCAAAAUGUCCUCGGCCUCAAGGUCAACGCGUAAGUGA
Messenger RNA from Protopolystoma xenopodis, 414 nucleotides. Lineage: Eukaryota; Metazoa; Platyhelminthes; Monogenea; Polystomatidea; Polystomatidae. The record is from the annotation of a GenBank genome assembly.